Molecule: messenger RNA, 2310 nt
Organism: Brassica napus (rape)
Lineage: Eukaryota; Viridiplantae; Streptophyta; Magnoliopsida; Brassicales; Brassicaceae
Product: WUSCHEL-related homeobox 1-like
Exons: 4
Coding region: 1198-2226 (342 amino acids)
Biological process (GO): plant organ development
Molecular function (GO): DNA-binding transcription factor activity; DNA binding
Source: RefSeq, a predicted model, not a curated record
AUCAGAACGCAUUUCUCUGUUUGUGCUUGUAAUUCUUACGUAAUAGUGGUCAUGAUGUUCCUUUUUUUGAUGUAUGGUUUUGAUUUUAUAGGUUGUUCCCAAAGAGACAACAUAAUCAAUGCAUUUAUCGAAUCCUACUUAGUAGUGUUCUGUGUUCCUCUUGGAAUAUGUCAAUUUUGUGCUUAAGUGUACUCAUCUGCAAACUAACCAAUAGUACAUUUGUACUACACAUAGAGUAUGAUUGGUGAACAUUGGAGUUACUAUAGAGUAAUUAAAAAUGGAAGAAAUGAAAGAACAAAUACGAGAAAAAUUAAUUUGAGGAUAAAAUUUUCUCUGUGAAAAAGCAAGAAAGUUUUACUCUAUAAAUUCACAAAAACAAACAGCAUGUUUACUUACUUAUCAACUUACAACUUUUAUCUUGAUUGAUUUUGUACCUGUGUAACACAGCCGAAAAUAUGUUUCCCUAUAAUAUUUUGCUUUAACAUAGCAUACCAGCCAUAGUACCAUUUACAUAAGCACUCCUGAACUGUAACUUCUUAUAGGUUCGAAAAUAAACUGUACAUCAGAUAAGCAAAGCCUAAUAAACCCUUUAUCAAUAAAUAAGUAAUAAACAAGCCAUAACCAUAACGAAGUAGUAAUCCUACAAUGAUAUGAUGUAAUAAAUUCGGGGUAAAUAGUAUAAAAUAUAAUACAGUACAUUCUACAUGGAAAACAACUGUAUUAUGUUUUGCUUUGUUUAAAAAUAAUUCUAUUAUAAACGUUAUAAUUCUUUUUAUAUAAAAAUGUAAUUGUUUUUGAAAUUUGGUGGAGAAUUUAUAAAAUAAAAGGAAUAAAACAAAGCAUAUAAAAUAUAUGAUUCUGUCCAUAUGGAGAAUGUUAAUUUGCAAAAGAAAAAUAUAUAUAUAGAAAAAUAUAUAUCUCGGUACUAACUAUAUAUACAUACAUAUAUGUGUGCUUAUGAAAACCCAUUUACACGCUCCCCAUUCUCACAUUCACACAAAAGAUAUCUCAACAUUAUCACUUUACUUCAUACCCAAACUAAAAACAGCCAAUAACACUUUCUACUAUUUGUCAAUUUCCUCAUUCAAAGAUAUCAUUCACAUCUCCUAAAUUUCGAUAAAUAAACAAAGCCCUAAUAUUCAGUUGCUAUCUGUGUUUCAGCUCGGUUAUACAUAUAUAAAAUUAAAAAGGUCCAAAAUGUGGAUGAUGGGUUACAACGAAGGAGGAGCAGAUUCCUUCAACGGAGGAAGAAAGCUUCGUCCUCUCAUCCCUCGCCUCUCUUCUUGCCCCACCGCCACCGCAAACACCUACUCCGACCACCGCUUUAAUAUGGCAGUGGUGACAACAAUGACGGCGGAGCAGAACAAGAGGGAGUUGAUGAUGCUAAACUCAGAGCCUCAACAUCCACCAGCAAUGGUGAGCUCACGGUGGAAUCCGACACCGGAUCAGUUAAAGGCUCUUGAAGAGCUUUACCAACAAGGAACAAGAACUCCUUCGGCCGACCAUAUCCAACAAAUCACCGCGCAGCUACGACGGUACGGGAAGAUAGAAGGCAAAAACGUUUUCUAUUGGUUCCAAAACCACAAAGCCCGCGAACGCCAGAAGCGUCGACGACAAAUGGAAAAUGGCCACGAUGAAUCAGUCGUUACGACAAUGAGUCUUGUCUCAAACCAAGGAUUUGACAAGAAAGAUUCAAAAGGUUACAAGGUUGAACAGACCAAGAACUGGAUAUGUUCGGUCGGAUGCGACACACAACAAGAGGAAGAGCCUGUCUCAAUAGCGAUGGUAGCAACGAAACGCAAUGGUCGUCAUGGAGGAGACGAGAUACAAAGCUUUCCUGUGAGAAGUGCCAGGUGGCAUAUGAUGCAGCUGCCACCUGGACUCUACCCUUCUUCACAACAACAUCAUAAUCAUCACCAACUCAAUCUCAACUCCACUACAGUUUCUUUAAACUUGUCCACUAGCAACAGUAACGUUUCCGCUCCUAAAGAUACAGUCACAUUUUCCCCUUCAUUUCUGAGGACAAGAGGAGCAAGGAACACAGAGGCUUGUGAUGAUAAUAAAGAUCAAGAACAACAUGAAGAUUGCUCAAACGGUGAAUUGGAACAUCAAGAACAUACACUAGAGCUGUUUCCAUUGAGAAAAGAAGGGUUUUGUAGCAAUGGUGGGAAAGAGAAGGAGAGUGGCAUUCAAUGUUUCUAUGAGUUUCUUCCGUUGAAGAACUAGUGCUACAUGAUAUUUUUCAAGAGAAACAUGUUUUUGUGUUAUAUAUCAUAUUACUAGAUUAAUUAACUAAUCAAGUUAUAGCGA